This is a messenger RNA of Durusdinium trenchii, 2196 nucleotides long. The record is from the annotation of a GenBank genome assembly. Lineage: Eukaryota; Dinophyceae; Suessiales; Symbiodiniaceae.
GGCAGCUAGGAGUUGGGCGACGCUACUUCGGCUUUGAAGACCUCAAUAGAAGACCCACUAUCAGAGAAAGCCAUUGUUUGGCAAAGCUGCGGCAUGUGGGAGAUUUCACAGAGCAAAGGUUGAACAUGUCUGCGCUGCCAGCCAAUGGCCUUGAGGAUGAUGACGAGGUACUGAGCGAGUACGGUGACGAUGACGGGUUGCAAUGGUAUCAAUCUGCCGCUGCGGGCCCGGAUGAUGCUGACGAGGCAACUGGCGCCGUUGAAGCAGAACAAGAACAGACUCAGGUGGAUGACAACCCUACCAAUGACCCUUACAUGCUGGUUGAGUCAGAUCCGUACCAGCUGAUUGAUGAGGAGGAAGCACAACCUGCAGCUGAGCCAGUUGUAGCGCCGGUAGAAACAGCAAGUGAACGUCAAAGUGCACUUCCUGAUGAGACAAGUGCAGUCAAUGUGGACGGCAAGAGACCAGCACCUGAUGGUGUUCCAAAGCCAUCAGCAGCCCCAAAUCACCGGCCUUCAAAGGCUCAGAGGAGAACGUCGGAUGGUGGCGAAGACACCGAACAAGGCGGAGCCUUUCCUGACUUCAUGUCUCUUGGUGCCCCAAGACCCAAAGCCAAACUGGCGAUUCCAGCAUCUUUACCUCUGAAGCAGCUGGCCAAAGUUCUGCAAGUGCCGCCAGUGCCCGAGGAAAAAGCUAAGCCAUGGACGCCAACUUGGCUCUCAGAGGAGGCAGAAGCCGAAACAGAAGUAGAUCCCAUGGCCUAUGCCACGGAGAUGGUCCCAGAGCCACUUGCAGAGGACUUGCGCAGUGAGGUUCUCUCAUGGGAUGAGCGCUGUGUGGUUGUGAAGCAAGGGCAGGUUCAUAUCGAGCUGCAACGCCGAAAGCCUGCCAUGGACAAUUCAGCGCUGUUGCGCUUUUGUGACUGGCUAGAUGAGCAGAUGCCUCUUGUGGUACACCACUUUCCGUAUGUCAAGAAAAGCGGAGCAUAUGUGGACUUAUCAGACAAUGAAAUUGGCACAGAUGGCCUAGACAAACUAUUUCAGGUUCUGAGAGAUCAUCGAGUGCCAUGCGUUGUCUUGAAGGCCUAUCGCAAUUCUGUCGAUGAUUCCUUCGUGGACACCCUUGUCGAAUACCUCUACACUCAGCCCGAGGCUUUUCCGAUGCACGGCAUCCACAUCUCACACAACGAUAUCUCCGACAAGGGAGCAUUUCGACUGAUCCGAGCAGCAGCACAAUGUGGCCAUUACCCUCGCCUAACGACGCGCUUGCCUUUGUGGUUGAGACUGGAGGUGAACGCACUGGAAAAUCCGCAGAAGGUGAUAAAAGAUGCGAAUGACGAAGGCUUCCAUGUGUGCCUAAUGCAGGAUGGGUUGUGCAGCAGAGACAACUGCGACCACUACUCGGGAGUUCAUGUCCAGUUGCCUUAUUUUCUGAAUCAGCCUGCGAAGGGGCUUGCAAAUGUUGAGCAGUUUGGCUACAGCAAGCAGCGACCAUCCGGCCCGUAUGCAUCGACGCAGGGUGUUCUGGCCCCUGAGGUUGGAGCUGAGCGUGGAGUUGGAUUUGGUGGUUCUGGAUCUUCCAUCACGGGUGUGACACAGAAGGCUGCUCCUCCAAGGCCCAGUUAUCAAGGUUCUUGGGACCGUGAGAACGAAUGGAAAGGCCACAACAACGCCUGGGACUGGGGCUGGGGAGGUGGGAAAGGACGAGGACGGUGGAAUGGUGGCAAAGGUGGUGGUAGAUGGCCUGGACGCGGGGGAGGCGGAGGAGGAGGCCGCAUGUGGCAGGGCAAAGCGCUUAUUGCCAAGGUCAAGAAGGACAUCAAACUUCCGGAAGGUCAAGCAGAUUUGGGAUUCCAAUGGAGGUUUACAGGAGAGGGCAGACCUCCCAGAGUAACUUCAGUCUCUGGAUCUUAUAUUGGUCAAAUGGCCAAGGCAGGAGACUGCUUACUCAGAGUCAAUGGCCUAGACAUGUCGAUGAUGAGUGAGAAGCAAGUUACAGACCUGCUGAAGCAACGGCCUCUUGAACUCCGCUUCGGGGACGAGUGAUCCUGCAAAUAGGAGCAGCGCAAGUCUCACAGCCGUGGAUUAGCGCCUGCCGCAACCGCCAGAAAAGGGCCUAGCGCCUCAACAAACAACGCACUGAGUCCAUUUUGUUCCGGGAAUUGGCUGGAGUUGAGUUGAUAUGGGUUGAUCAAUU